AGGAGGGGAGGGCGAGAGGGCUAGGUGGAGGGAGUGUAAAUAGAGAGAGGGCGGCACUGCCUUGGCUCCGCCAUCUCUGUACAGCUCGCGAAGAGUCCCAGAGGGAGAUGGAAGAAGAUGAGCAAGAGCAGCGGCGCAGGAAGGUUGAGGCCGGGAGAGCGAAGCUUGCUCACUUCCGACAGAGAAAAACAAAAGGUGACUGUGCGCAUUCGAAGAAAAAGACGGCGAAGAGGAAGGGCCUGGCUGUCCAUGCGUCUGUCCAGGAGGAGAGUCCGAGUCCGGUAGUCACCCAGGAGGGAGGGCUCCUAGAAGGAGGCGACAUUUGUAGAGGCACAGCAUGCAGCAGCAGCAGCCCAGACUGGCCCGGAGGGGCAUUUGCAACUCAGGAACAAGAUCAAGACUGUGAGCCAGGGAAUACACCUGAGGACAAGGCUGGCUGGCAGCAGCAGCCCCAGGCAACUCACAGCCUUGAGUUAGAAGCCCUGCGCUUGAGCCUCAGCAACAUGCACACUGUACAGCUGGAGCUGACACAAGCCAAUCUGCAGAAGGAGAAGGAGACAGCACUGACUGAGCUUCGAGAGAUGCUUAAUGGCCGACGUGCACAGGAGCUGGCUCUUCUGCAGAGUAGGCAGCAGUGUGAGCUGGAGUUGGUCCAGGAGCAGCAUACCCGUGAGAAGGAAGCCAUGGCACACUGCUAUGGGCAGGAGAUUGCUGAGUUGAAGGAGAAGUUACGAUCAGAAGUGGAGAAAAAUGCUCAGAUGAUAGAGACCCUAAAGCAAGACUGGGAAUCUGAAAGAGAGUUAUGCUUAGAAAAUCUCCGCAAAGAACUAUCUGCAAGACACCAGUCAGAAAUGGAGAAUUUGCAAAACCAGUUUCAAAAAGAAUUGGCAGAACAGAGAGCUGAGCUGGAAAAGGUUUUUCAAGGCAAAACUCAGGCCGAAGUGUCCCUGAAGAGCCUGGAGGCUGAACACCAGGCAGCUGUUAGGAAGGUGCGUGAGGAUCUACAAUUGGAGCACUGCCAGUAUUUAGAAAACCUGGAGUUGAAGUUCAGAGAAAAGGAAAAAGAAAAGCAGCUGGAGUUAGAGAAUCUUCAAGCAUCCUAUGAAGAUCUUAAGGCUCAGUCACAAGAAGAAAUAAAGCAUCUGUGGUCCCAGCUUGAGUUUGCGAGAACCAAAAGAGACGAACUUCAUGAGCCUCCCCUGGCUGGAGUGCUGCACCUGGAGGAGCUGGAACAACUUUGGCAGGAGUUUGCACAGCAACAACAGCGAGACAGAGCCCAACAUGAGUCUGUACCGGAGCAGUUGAGGGUCUAUUUUGAGAAUAAGUUGAGGGAUGCUGAGAAACAAGAGGACCUGAGCCUGUUUCAGCAGCGACUGCAGGAGGCCAAGGAAGAUACUGACCUGGGAUCUGUGGUGAUGAGUUCUUCCUGUACAUUUUUAGAAGACACAUCUGACAGGGAAGGGAAAGAACGCCCUGAUCAACUUGACUUUCAGCUCAAGCAAAAAGAGUUAAAAUUUAGUUUAGUGGAAGACCACCAAGAAGAAGUAAACAAAGCUGAGGAGAAGAUUCAACUAUUGAAACAGGAGUUCAAGAAAAAAGAAGCAGAGUGGGAGAGUUCACAUGAAGAUCUAAAGAGAGAAGAUGAAGAGAAGGUAACCUCCAUGCUCCUUGAGCUGCAAGAAAAGGCUGAACUGGAGAAGCAGUCCAUAAUAAGCAGGUUUGAGCUUCGGGAAGCAGAAAUGAAGAACCUUCAGGACCAGCAGGCAGCCCAGAUCCUGGACCUGGAGAAGUCCCUCAUGGAGCAGCAGCGCUGCCUACGGCAGCUGGAACAAGGGCUUUCUGGGGAUGAUGCUCCACUGUGUAGCCGUUGUGGCCAGGAUACCUCUUCGGCCCAGCCUGGGGAGCAUAUCACAUGCCUCCAAAAGGAGGACUGUUCCCUCCAGCUGAUGCUGGCCCAGAAUAGGUUUUUGGAAGAGCGCAAGAAGAUCGUGGAGAAGUUUGCCACAGAGCAAGAUGCUUUCCUGCGGGAUACCCAGGAGAAGCAUACACGUGAGCUCCAGCUCCUGCAGCAGAGGCACCAACAGCGGCUUCUGUCCUUGAGGACAGAGCUCGAGAGUAAGCAUCAGACUGAGCUUGCUGAACUGAUGGCUACCCUGGAGAGUGAAUGGCAGGUGCUCCUGGAGACUCGUGUGGCUGAACUGCAGGUAAAACAUGCUGCUGAGAUCAGUGCUUUGGAGAAGAGACAUUUGUCCAACCUAGAUGCUCUAGAAUCCUGCUACCUGUCUGAAAUGCAGAUUGUUCGGGAUGAGCAUAGGCAGGCUCUGGAACUUUUGCAAGCAGACCUUGAGGAACAGCUGAGGUUAAGGGAUUCUUCUCACCAAGUGACUUUGACCCAGGAGUUGGAGAAACUAAAGCAGAAACAUAAUGUGGAGCUUCAGUCUACAAAGGACAGUCUGAGAACUGAGAUGAGCACCAUUCAUGCAGAACAACUGAAAGUGCUGGACAGGGAGCUACAGGGUGCGCACCAGGACAAAUUUGAAAGUGAGCAAAAAGCUGUUGUGGGUGGACAGGAGGUAUGGAGCCUUGAGUGUGAGCCGGUCCGGCAACUUUCCCAGGAGCAGGAUCCAUUGCAGCUGCAGGCGGAGAGCCAGACUCAGCAGCUGAAAGACCAAGUCUUAUCCUUAAGGCAGGAGGUAGAAGAGUGCCGUGCUGAGCUUGAGAGGCUGCAGCAGAGGCGUGAGAGGGAAAAUCAAGAGGGUGCUACCCUCAUCUCCAUGCUCAGGGCAGAUGUGGAUCUGUCUCAGGGUGAAAGGAGAGCACUUCAUGAUGCCCUAAGGAGAUUGCUAGGCUUGUUUGGAGAGACACUCAAGGCGGCUAUUGCCCUGAAGAGCCGAAUCGGUGAGCGUGUGGGGCUCCUCCUGGACCAUGCGGACACCACAGCUGUAGACCAGGCCCCAUCCACAGCACUAGAAGAGGUAUGGUCAGAUGAUGCAGCUCUGCUGGAGUUGGACAGAAUUUUACCUGAAGGUGCAGAGAUGUCUUCAGUGGAGGACAUCAGCAGUCAUGUAUGUGAGAGCUUUUUCAUGAGCCCUGAGAGUACACUAGAAUGUGAGCAGCCGAUCAAGAGAGUCUACCAGAGCCUUAGCGUGGCUGUGGAUGGCCUCCUAGAGAUGGCGCUGGACUCUUCCCGACAGCUAGAGGAAGCACGCCAGCUUCAUUCUCGUUUUGAAAAAGAAUUUAGUCAUAAAAAUGAGGAGACAGCACAAGUUGUCCAGAAACACCAGGAGCUGCUGGAAUGCUUACGGGCAGAGGGCACUGCAAAAGCCACGCUGGCCCUGGAACUGCACACAGCGGAGGGCCUCCUUGAAGGACUCAAGGUGGAGAAGGCGGGUCUGCAGGAUGCAUUGGCCCGGAAGGAGGCAUCAGAGCAGCAGUUGGUCCUGGAGUUGGAGAGUCUGGGAAGGCAGCUGCAGCAGGCAGCUGAGGAGCAGGCUGUGUUGAGAGAGGAGCACUCCCUGCUGCGGAGCCAGAAGGAGGCUCAGGCUGUGGAGGCGGAAGCAAGAGUAGCCGGCACUUGUGUCACUGCAGCACAUAGGGACUCAGCACUGCAGAAGGAAGUGGAGACUCUGACCACGGAGCACUCAGAAUCCAGGAGGCAGGCAGAGAAGGACUGCGCAGCUCUGCUCUCACAGAUGCGAGUCUUAGAGUCUGAAUUGGAGGAGCAGCUCCUACAGCACCAGGGCUGUGCCCAGCAGAUCGAGGAGGCCACCAUUCUGAAGCAGCAGCUGGCAGCCCUGGACAAGCAUCUGCGCAGCCAGCGGCAGUUCAUGGACGAGCAGGCUGCUGAGCGAGAGCAUGAGCGUGAAGAAUUCCAGCAAGAAAUACAGAAGCUGGAGGGGCAGCUCCGCCAAGCAGCCAAGCUGCGGCCUCCAAGCCCCCAUGACAGCCAGCAGUGCCUACAGCUGGAUGAGGAGGUUGAAUUGUUACAAGAAAAAUUGAGAGAAAAAUCAGAUGAAUGUAAUGAAUUGGCUGUAAAGAAAGAAUUGGCAGAUAGACAAGUAUUAAUCCAGGAAGAAGAAAUUAAACAUCUUGAAGCGAUAAAUGCCCACACCAGAGGACAAGUGGCCUUGCUCCAGGAAGAACUGGAAAAACAGAAAAACAUUGUGAAAGAAUUACAAGUUAAAGAGGCAUUAACAGAACCACAGACGAGUGACUUGCUGCAUGUGCCCACAUCGCAUUCCGGGCCCAAUGGAAGUAGAUGUCCAGUGCUUCUGCUGGGCAGCCCUCCUGAGGCCCAGCCAGAGAUCAUACAGAUGGCACGCCUGCAGGAUGGGAAUGAGGUUGAAUACCACAGAAGUUCUGAGGUUGAAGAGCUGAAAUCCAUUAUUGAAAAUUUGCAAGAGAAUCAAGAACGAUUACAAAAGGACAAAGCAGAAGAAAUUGAACAGCUCCAUGAGAUCAUUGAGAAGCUGCAGGGUGAACUGGUGCUCUUGGGGCCCGUGGUACAUGAACUCAGUGACCAUCAAGCUGACAGUCUGCACAGUGAGCUGCUGUGCUUCCAGGCUGACGGCCCUUGUGGACAGACACUGCAGGGACAGGCACUGCAGGGAGAGCUAGAAGCUGCACUCUCAGCCAAAGAGACCCUGGUGCAGCUGCUGGCUGACCAGUCACAAGGUCACAGCAAGGCUCUGGAGGCCCUGCAGCAGCGCCUGCAAGCUGCAGAAGAGGCUGCUGCACGACAACUGGCUGAGCUUGGACACAGUGUGGCCCUCAGGGAGGCUGAGGUUGAGGACAUGACUGCCCGGAUCCAGGAGUUUGAAGCUAUCCUCAAGGCAAAGGAAGCUAUAAUUAUGCAGAGAGAUUUAGAAAUUGAUGCUAUGAACAAGCAGAAAGAGGCCCACUUUGUUGAGCUAGAGGCCAUCCUCUUAGCCUUGGCACGCUUCCGGCAUACCCUAGAACAGCAGCCCCCAGAGCCUCCUGAGCUGCAGCGGCUGCGAGCACAAUGUAUCCACCUUGCUCGCCAGCUGCAAGUGCUGAACCAGUGGUUCCUGAGGUGCCAGGUGGAGCUGGACAAGCAACAGGCCCGUGGGGUACUUAAGACCCACCCACACCCUCAUGUGGACACAGAGAGUGGUGACCUAUUGGAGCAAGGAGGUGGCAGCAGGUGGCUGGCCUCCACCCCUCAUGGGUGGGGCCUACAGGAUGAUCUGCAGCCUGCCAAAGUCCUGGGUACACUAAAGGAUGCUGACCUCCAUAAACCAGAAAAUGUGGUAUCAGUGCUUACAUUUUGCCAGAGGCAGCUGGAGGCAGAACUGCUCUUGGUGAAAAAUGAAAUACGUUUGAGCAUGGAAGAUGAUACCAGAGCUCCUAGGAGAAUGAAGGGUCAGGGAAAAUGGAUAGAAGAUUGUUGGCUGCGAAAAGUUGAUCUCAUAGCUCAGGUGCAACAACUUCAAGAAAAACUGAACUGUCUGUCACAUUCUAUGGCCUUCCAGGACGCUGACCUUGUGGGGUCCAGAUUCCAGCCCUCGACAUUGACAUACCUGUCAGAAAAUAGCUCUAGUAGUAGUUCCUGUGGCAAGGCAGCAGCAGAUCUACUACUUCCUGUUGAUACACUUAAUAAUGAUAAAACUACAUGGGAUCUAACUGAUGUAAUUAAAAAUCAAGAUUCCUCGAUCAUAGAUGAAAUGCCAAAUUCUCCCACUCAAGAAAAAAUAAAACCCAAGGAUGUGAGCCUUUCUUUACAAACCAGCGUACAUAGUGACUCCCUCCGUGUUGAGGAGGCAAAACCCCCGAAGGAUCCAGAAACAGUACAGGACCUAUCUUCUUGGAGCUCCCCUGAGGUCUUGCGAAAGGAUUCCAGCCUUGAGCCCUGCACCAGGAUCCCCCUAACACCCUGCUCAGGUGCCAUGAGCCUGUGUAGUGCUGAGGGCUCCCCCCAGCACACCAUAUCCUGGCUGCUGCAGAGCAGCUUGGGCAGGUCUAUAGGUGAACAGACCCCUUUGUGGACAGCAACUCCGUCAUCUGAUCACCAGCCUGUGGAGAGGAUGGCUGCGGAGAAGGAUGUCGAAGAUUUUACAACUUCUUUUGAGUCUCGAGACAUGUUAAGAUCUCCUCCUCCUGGAUUAGAAGAAAAAAAUGAUGAGAGUGCAAAAAGUGAUGGCCCAUGCUGUGGAGCGAUGCUAAACCUCAGGUCUGGACAGCCUGCAGCUCCCACUGCUGGUCCUGUGACUGCUGCUCCUGUCUCCAGAGGGUUUCUGCAGCCACCAGGACAGAUGCAGGAGAAGGAGGUCCACACAAAGCAUGUGAAGGCUUUGCUGCAGAUGGUGUGUGAUGAAAGCCACCAGAUACUGGCCUUGUCAGAGAGCCGAGACCUCCCCAGCACCCUAAGCAAGGGGGAGCCAUAUGCUCACUUGGCCUAUUUUCUAGGCAAGGGGCAAGGCUUAUUGGAGGUGACUCCUAAGAAAGGAGAGAAGAAGCCCCUGGAUUUGAACCUCGACUGGAAGGAGGAGUUUCCACAGGCCACACAGGGGAUAUUUGAGAGGGAGCAGAAGAUGGUGCAAGCAGAGCUGCAGCCUGGACCCUGUGGCUCAGACCCAGGGGAUCACAGCUCCCCAUGUAAGAAGUUGGAGAAGGUUGUCCAAGAGCAGGAGAAGACCUGUGAACAUCUUUGCCUGCCCGACAGGAGCACCCUGCUGUCAGAGAUUCAGGCCCUGCGUGCCCAGCUGCGCAUGACACACCUGCAGAACCAGGAGAAGCUGCAGCAGUUGUGUGAAGCACUCACAAGUACAGAGGCCCGCAGCAGUCGACGGGAACAUCAGUUGCGCAGGCAGGUUGAAUUAUUGGCAUAUAAAGUUGAGCAGGAAAAGUGUAUAGCAAGUGAUUUACAGAAAACCCUGAGUGAAGAGCAGGAGAGAGCGAGGGGCGUGCGGCAGCUCUUGGCAGCAGAGCAGAGCACAGUACAGGACCUGCAGUCAGAGCUGCGUGAGUGCCAACAUGAGAACACAAGGCUGCUGGAGUCACUUGGCGAGGCACAACGUGAGGUUCUCCAGCUGAGGUCCCUGCUGGAUGGAAAGGAAAGUGAUCUAAAGGCUGCCCUGGAGGAGCUGGAGCAUGAGCGGGGAAAGGAACGUAUCCUCCAGGCCCAGCAGGAGGAAGAGCAGCUGCGGCACCUACAGAAGGAGGGCCAGAGCUCCAAGGCCCUGGAGGAAUUAAAAGUAUCUUUGGAGAAGCAGUUUGCUCAAAACAGCCAACUGAAUGUUGCAUUGAACCAUGAGCGGACAGUGAGGGACAAUCUGCAGCAAGAGCUGCAGAUUGAGCAGUCACGUUGUGAGGCAUUGCUGGCGCAGGAGCGGGGCCAGCUUGCUGAGCUCCAGAGGAGCCUGGAGGCUGAGAAGAAGCGAGCACUGGAGCUCUCAGAGGCUUUACAGCACGAGCGGCUGGUGACAGAGCAGCUGAGCCGUGGUGCUCAGCAGCCACAGCCGCACCAUGUCAUGCUGCGGAAGCUGAAAGCGGAAAAGGCCCGAGUGCUGGAACUGCAGGCCACACUCCAGGUGGCACAGCAGCAGGCCCUGCAAGCCCAGCAGCAACUGGAGGCCCAGGUUCAGGAGCGCUGUGCAGCGCUUGGGAAGGAAAAGGAGCGAGAAUUAGAAUUACAGCGCCAGCGUGAUGAACAUAAGAUUGAACAGCUUCAGCAGACUGUGCAAGAACUGCAGUCAAAAGUGGAAAUGCCUGGCAGUGGCCCCCGCCUGGACUCCCUGGAGCUGGGCAGUGUCUGGGAACAGCAGCAAGGACUAGAGAAGAUACGGCAGAAGCUGCUGUGUGUCGCUGGGCUCCUGACCAGUUUGGUCAGCCACACCAUGGACAGGACACUUAAUGAUGGGACACUAUCUGGUGAGAAGGCUGUGUCAUCUUUAGUACAGACAUUACAGGGGCUGAAGUCUGAACUGAGCAUGUCUACCUCCCACCAGAAAAAAAUAGCAGCAGAGCUACAAGUGCAGCUGGUGGAUGUAUUGUUGAGAGACAAUGAUUCUCUCACGGAAGCCAUCAGCACUGUGACCAAGGAGAAGGCAGAGCUGUGCAGAGCUGUGUCCAGGCUUGAGAAGACCCUGAGGCACCAUGUGCAGAAGGGCUGCAUCCUGAGUAGGUCGGGCAGAUCUGCAUGGAGGCAAGAUGGAACCGUUUCACAGAGUUUGCCUCGAAACUCAGACUCUGGACAGUCCACACUGACUGCAAGGGAGAAAGAAAACACCUACAGCAUCAAAAUGGAAAAACUGUAUCUUCAUUAUUUGAGAGCAGAGAGUUUUAGAAAAGCUCUGAUUUAUCAGAAGAAGUACCUGUUACUGUUGAUUGGUGGAUUCCAAGAUUCUGAACAAGAAACGCUCUCCAUGAUUGCUCAUUUGGGGGUAUUUCCUUCUAAAGCAGAUAAGAAAAUCUCCACAUCUCGUCCUUUCACAAGAUUCCGCACUGCUGUCAGGGUGGUCAUCGCAGUAUUAAGGUUACGUUUUUUGGUUAAGAAGUGGCAAGAAGUAGAUCAGAGAGGAACCCCACUGCUGCAAGGCAAAGCCCCCCACCCAGGACCCCGAGUACCAUGGAAGCAGCCAUCUCCACUUGGUGCCAGAGAAUCCCCACCAACCCGGGACGGACCUUCCCACCACACAAGGGACUCUACCCACCACCUUCCCAGUGAGAGAGAGAGAUGCACUCCAUCCUCAAGUUCAAGAUUAGAGAGAUCCCUGACUGCUUCUCAGGAUCCAGAACGCUCCUUGACAGAAUAUAUUCACCAUUUAGAAAUGAUCCAGCAGAGACUAGGGGGAGCACCCCCAGAUUCUAAUUCCAAGAAAUCCUGUCGACAGAAGAUUAAACAAUGAAUAAAGUCCUGUGGCGCUUAAGCUGUGACAAUUCUGUUUGAGGAAAAGCUGGUUUUUCCAAGGAAAGUGCAGGGUGUGGCAUAGGGUGUUCUUCACGUGCCCAUGAUGCCUCUCCCAAGUGCCACCAAGUGUUCUUGCCUCUACAAAGUGUGCAAAGCUAAACCAGAGCAGUUGUCUGAGACUUCAAUACCUGACUCCUGCUUGACUGUUCUGUGCCGGACCAUGGAGCCUCUGCCUCCUCCAGGGAGCAAGAUGGAAUGGCUUUCAGUUGUCUGUUUCAGUAUCAGAAAAAUGAAGUUUUAAAACGCACAUGCAGGAAGGAAGGAAUAAAAUAUAAGUACUGUUCCGUUGUGAAUACCCUUGUGUUGGUUUUAGCUCAUCCAGUUUAUUCAUCUCAUAGGUUAAAAAAAAGUAAAAUAAAACAGAAUUUAUGUCAUACCUCCUUUAAGCCAGCA
Messenger RNA from Cavia porcellus (domestic guinea pig), 9322 nucleotides. It is a transcript of the gene Pcnt, whose product is annotated as pericentrin. The transcript is spliced from 44 exons. Gene Ontology annotation, biological process: signal transduction. The coding region runs from base 108 to 8867 and encodes 2919 amino acids. The record is from RefSeq and is a predicted model, not a curated record. NCBI's taxonomy places the organism in Eukaryota, Metazoa, Chordata, Mammalia, Rodentia, Caviidae. Gene Ontology annotation, molecular function: molecular adaptor activity.